AUGGCACCAAACCGCUCCACCAGAAAAAUCUCGGCAGUCAGUAGUGAAGCGACACACUUUUAUGGUGAACCACACAAGUAUGAUCCUUCUUUCAGAGGUCCAGUCCACAGAAGAAGCUGCACAGAUAUCUUGUGCUGUCUGAUCUUCAUCCUCGCCAUUCUUUCCUACGUUGCCCUCGGAAUAGUAGCCUGGUUCCACGGUGACCCCAGGAAGGUGCUCCACCCAACAAACAGCUAUGGGGAGUUUUGCGGUCAACCGGGAACCCCCAAUGCGAAGAGGCCCAUUCUCUUCUAUUUCAACAUCUUGAAAUGUGCCAAUCCUUCUAUUCUGAUCAACCUACAGUGCCCAACAACUCAGAUGUGUGUGUCAAAGUGCCCUGACAAAUUUGCCACUUAUGCUGAGAUGCAGCUGGAGCACAAACUCGGGAGCAGUUCCUGGCAGUAUUACAGACAGUUUUGCAAACCUGGCUUCGACAAUCCCAACAAGCCAGUUUCUCAGGUCCUACGAGACGAAGAUUGCCCUUCAAUGAUUGUGCCAAGUAGACCAAUUCUACACAGAUGCCUACCGGAUGUCAUGACUCUUAACGGGACAGUAACAGUAGCAAAUAAGACGAAGUUCCAAGACGCUCUCCAAAAGGCUCACAAUGUCACGGAACUCCACGAUGCUGCCAAAGUAUUACGACGACAAAUGGAUGCUCGGGAGCUGGGCUUGAAGAUAGUGGAAGACUAUGCUAAAUCAUGGCCUUGGAUUAUUUUAGGUCUGCUGAUAGCCAUGCUGUUUAGUUUGAUCUUUAUAGUGCUCCUCAGAUUCACAGCCGGGCUGAUGUUGUGGAUUACCAUCAUCACUGUCCUGCUACUCUUGUCAUACGGUAUGUGGUACUGUUCGAUGGCGUUAACCACCCUGAAACAGAAUCAAGGUUCCGACGUAUCCAUUGUGGAAGUUGGAUUGCAGACUGAUCUGAAAGUCUACCUGCAGCUCAGACAAACAUGGAUGAUUUUAUUGGCGACUCUGGGAGUGGCAGCACUAUUGAUAUUGUUGAUACUUGCCAUCAUGAGGCGGAGGAUUACGUUGGCGAUUGCCUUGCUUAAAGAAGCCAGCAAAGCCACCGGUCACAUGAUGUCAACCCUCUUGUACCCGCUCAUAACAUUUCUUUUGCUGUUAAUUUGCAUUUCCUAUUGGGCUGUUACUGCAUUGUACUUAGCAACUUCAGGUGAAGCUAUCUAUAAAGUCAUGUCCCCUAAUGCCAGCUGUCCUAAUUCCAACAGCACUUGCAAUCCUGAGACUUUCAACAGAUCUGAAGAAACCUCCUGCGUGGGUUCUCAGUGCCUGUUUGCAUUUUAUGGUGGAGAGACACCUUACCACCAGUACCUGUUUGUACUCCAAAUCUCCAAUUUGCUAAUCUUUCUCUGGCUGGUAAACUUCAGCCUGGCCCUGGGACAAUGCACUCUUUCUGGAGCUUUUUCCAGCUACUAUUGGGCCAAGAGCAAGCCUCAGGAUGUGCCCGCCUAUCCGCUAAGCUCAUCCUUCAGUAGGGCACUCAGGUUUCACACAGGGUCUUUAGCAUUCGGGGCUCUGGUUCUCUCUGUGGUGCAGCUAUUCCGGAUCGUUCUGAAAUACUUGGAAAAUAAACUCAAAGGGUUCGACAACAGCUUCUCCAGGUUCAUACUAUGUUGUCUUACAUGCUGUUUUUGGUGUUUGGAAAAAUUCAUUCGUUACAUGAACACAAAUGCUUAUAUCAUGAUAGCAAUCUAUGGCAAGAACUUCUUCAGGUCUGCUCAAGAUGCAUUCUUUCUUCUCAUGAGGAACAUGGUCAGGGUUGCAGUCGUGGACAGAGUGACGGAUUUUCUUUUGUUUUUGGGGAAAAUCAUGGUAGCCGGAGGAGUUGCUGUGCUAGCGUUACUUUUCUUUAUGAAGAAAAUCGUUCCUUUACAAGAGGAAGUCCCCGAUCUCAACUUUUAUGAAGUUCCUGUCAUGACGAUUGUGGUUGGCUCCUACCUGAUUGCGCAUGGUUUCUUCAGCGUUUAUGCCAUGUGUGUCGACACUUUUUUCCUCUGCUUCUGUGACGAUUUGGAGAGAAAUGACGGAAGUGCUGAAAAACCUUUCUUCAUGUCACCGGCGUUGCGCAGAAUUCUGGGAAAAUCCCAGUCCCAUUGA
This is a messenger RNA of Nerophis lumbriciformis (worm pipefish), 2154 nucleotides long. NCBI's taxonomy places the organism in Eukaryota, Metazoa, Chordata, Actinopteri, Syngnathiformes, Syngnathidae. The record is from RefSeq and is a predicted model, not a curated record.